Molecule: messenger RNA, 2097 nt
Organism: Myxocyprinus asiaticus (Chinese sucker)
Lineage: Eukaryota; Metazoa; Chordata; Actinopteri; Cypriniformes; Catostomidae
Product: intestine-specific homeobox
Exons: 4
Coding region: 95-700 (201 amino acids)
Biological process (GO): regulation of transcription by RNA polymerase II
Molecular function (GO): DNA-binding transcription factor activity, RNA polymerase II-specific; RNA polymerase II transcription regulatory region sequence-specific DNA binding
Source: RefSeq, a predicted model, not a curated record
AGAGAGAGAUUCUCUGAGAGCUGGAGUGCUUUAAGUCAUUCUGGGACAUAUCGAACUACUUGAAGGACACUGAAAGACAUUCUAAGGCAACAAAAUGCUAUUAGUUGAUGUUGAAUUAGAGAAACACAAGGAGAAGUCCCAUGAGAGCAGAACUCCCACAAACAACACAAACUUUCUGUCACACUCUAUUGAGGAAAUACUAAAGAAACCAUUCUCUUUGGCUGUGCGACCUGACCGAAGAGAACAGAGAAGUGUGGAUAAAAUAUCUGGAGUUACACAGACAAAACUGAAGGCAGAAGCUCCUCAAAUCAGCCAACACAAAGUUCACUGGUCCAGUCACAGAAGGGUGCGGACUACAUUCACAGUCACUCAGCUUGAGGAGCUGGAAAGAGUUUUUCAGCAAACACACUAUCCUGAUGUUCAGACUAGAGACCAGCUCGCCUCUCGAACCCAGCUAUCUGAAGGCAGAGUUCAGAUCUGGUUCCAGAACCGAAGGGCGAAGUGGAGACGCAGUGAAUCUAAAGGAGGACACACACCUCUAACAGUGCUGAGAGACACAAAACACACUCACCAUCCCCUACCUCCUCUCCUCUAUAUUCCGUGUGUGAGGAUUGAACAGAAGUUCUGCCCACCGGGGUCAAUCUGCCAUCCUAUUGGUUCUACUGAACGCGCCACCCUGGAACAUCAUUCUUACUUUUGAGUUCAUCGGUUUCAUGGGUCACCAAGCCUAGCAACCCAAGAGUACAACUACACUUUUUCAACAACAGUGCUAUAAAGGUUUUGUCCCAUUUUGGAUCUAAACAGUGCUUUCUGAAAUGGCACAUUGUGCCUUGUAAUAUAUUAGUUGUUUAUAGUAAAAUUCAACAGAGUCACAUUGGUGUCUAUAAAGACUUAGUGACUUAUUUUGUACAUUAGAAUUACCUUAUUUGUUUUAAUACCAAAUCAUAUGUGAUAUGAUGAAUGUGGCAAGUUGUAAAUCAGUUUGCUUAUCUCAUCACAAUGAAAACCUGAUAAAACCACCAAAAGAAUAAUGUAAUUUGUGACACAGCACUUGUAACCAAACUGACUGUACUAAUAGAUUCCUAGAAUCCUAGAAGAGAAAUGAUGACAUGUGGUCUGAGUACUGUCAUAUCUUAUAUUCAGGCAAUGGAGAAACUGAUAGAAAGAUGUUAAGAAGGUCUAGAAAGUUCACAUUACAGUCAUGUAUAUGGAUCAGUGCUAUUUUCUGACAAAUAUCACAGAUCUGUAAUCCAAUUUACAUUCAGUGGCAUGAAAUGGGAGCAUGUGUCUAUGUGUAUGUGUGCAUGCAUUAAAGCAACCUAAAUAUGUAUUAAACUAGAUUGUUUAUAUUCUAAUAUUGCUCUAUUUAACAGCAUCAAGAUGUUAUCUCCGCCCUCCAAGCAAUAGACCAUAAGCUUGAAUGGAUAUGGUGCCAUAAAUGAAUUUUGUUGUUGAGAUUUCUAAUUAUCACUGAAUUGGUUUAUUGGCUCUUAAACCAUAAAGUGUGGCCUUAUCUUAAUUUGACUUUGAGUUCACAGGCAGGUCAGGACAGGUUGAGAGGGCGAACACAAGGAUGACUUCACAUUGAAACCUGAACGAAAACAGACGUCAAAUAAUGGCAAAAAAGCUGAUGAAAAAUUAAGCUACACUUACUUAACCGAGAUAGAAAGAUCUAAACAGACGUGUUAUUCAGGGUCAGAAAUUUGCUUUUCCAUUAAGGGGUAAUAUUUGCCCCUGGAUUUGAUUUUCAAGGGCAUUUUAUAUCUUUUAGGGCUUUAUUUUCUCUCUAACCAAAUUCAAAAUGUGAUCCCUUUAUGUAAAAUUCAAUCCAUUAACAUAAGCUGUCAGAAUGAAUAACUAUAUUGAGAAUUAUUUUACCUCUUGCCCAUAAAAUUCAAUCAACACCAACUCAUUCUUUAUACAAUAAUAUGUAUAAUUAGGCCUAAAGGAGAUCAUUAGGGGGCAAGUAAUAUAGUUAAUAUAAUUAUCAUAAUAUAAUAAGUAACUAUAUCAUGGUAGUAUUUGUUUUACUGCCUUUCAUUUCUGAUGAUUUAAAUAAAAUAUAAUUGUAUUACUCUUUUUUCACUUUCAUGCUAU